Molecule: messenger RNA, 1744 nt
Organism: Diachasma alloeum
Lineage: Eukaryota; Metazoa; Arthropoda; Insecta; Hymenoptera; Braconidae
Exons: 3
Coding region: 41-1744 (567 amino acids)
Source: RefSeq, a predicted model, not a curated record
CCCAUCCCUCCCGGAAUUGUGAAAAAUUAUCGAUGAAAAGAUGAUUCUUUUAAAGAUUAUGAUACUGAUAGUAAUGUGGAAUUCAGUGUCUGCAAUAAUUGGGUACGACUGUGGUAGUAAUGCGCUCAAUGUUACGACCAUAUCCUUACUCGAUAUCGAUGAUUGCGAUAUCGAGGAUGAAGAGGUAACGACCUCUAAAACACAUAUUUAUAUGAUACAAUUGGACAAAUAUACUCAUACAAGAGUACUUCAAUGUAAAAUUGAAGUAAGUCGUACUGUCUACCAUUGUGGCAUGCACUCCCAUGUCUCAAUUGUUGACAAUGCACAUGCUGAAUAUAUUCAGUAUAUCUCAGAAGAUGCGUGCAAGGUUGCCCAUGACCAUGGCACCAUAACAAUCGGUAAUACUUUAAUUACUGGACUUCAACCCAACACAACAACCACUAGAAGUGUCACUUUAGCAGGUACUGUAAACAAUGACGGUCGUUGUGAUGGAGUCCAAUAUUCGGACCCUUUUGAUUCAUACAAAAAUGUCGUUGUAUUGGGUGUUGUUCGAAUCUCAGUGAGAUCAGAUAUGGCUAGAGUAGAGGUAGAUAAUGGAAAAAUUUAUCUAUCCUCCGGUCAUGCUUAUAGGUUAAGAGACAAUAAAUGUAUCGAUCCAAUUGGAGGAUAUUCAUUCUGGGAAACAUUACCCUCAACAUCUCAUUGUGAAACAGGUUUAUUUUCUAUUCUUCAUAAAGGCCUGGUAAAUAAAAUAACCUCAAGAGAUGAUACUUUAUAUUCUGUCAAUGUAAAGGAAGUUAGCUUCACUUUUACGAAACAAGGUGUUGAUAACGCGUGCGGUUUAAAUCUAAUAAAGACGGAACAUCCGAAAAUUUUCAUCAUUGAAACAAGCAAUAUUGCAGAUUUUUCACGAAAUGUUGCGGUUUCAUUAAAUACCGACAAUAUGGAUUUACUUAUGUAUGUAAAUGCAAAAUUUGUUUAUGUAGAAAGAUAUAUUAGAUCUCAAGUACAUGGAUUGUACAGAGAUGUCUUGCGCCACCAAUGUAAUCUAGAACGAGAGAUUUUGAGAAAUAGCUUGGCAAUUGCAUCGACUAUGCCUGAUGAAUUUGCAUUUAGAUUUAUGAAAGGUCCAGGUUACAUGGCGGUGUUAGCUGGUGAAGUUAUUCACUUAGUUCAAUGUGUACCAGUAGAAUUAAAAGUAAGGAAAACAGAAGAAUGUUAUAAUCGUCUACCAGUACAACGAGGAAAUGAGAGCGUUUUCCUGACACCACGUACCCAUGUUGUUGUAACACAGGCGACACAAAUCCCUUGUAAUUCUCCAUUACUUCAGUUCUAUCGUCUUGCUGAUACUUGGUAUAAAUUGAUGCCACACGCAAUUGAAACGCUGCCACCAAUCCAAAUCAAACCCAACGUUAAGGUGACAUGGAAAUACCAAAAUCCUAGUCAUUUAGCAACCAGCGGGAUAUAUAGUGAAGAAGAUCUGGAGAAAAUGCGCGAUCGCAUUAUGUUCCCGAUGGAGAACACAGCAGUUCUCAACCAGAUCGCCCAAAAAGUCUCAAGUAAUGGGUCUCGUUACGCAUCACCAUCGAUGUUCAACAUUUUCGAUGAGAAUGCUUUGGAAAAACUGGCUGAAAGUACGUGGAAGAAGACAUGGGAUCCAGAGAGUUUUGUGCGAAACUUUGAAGAGUGCAGAGGUGUUCAUCAUACACAAAGCUUUCUCAAAGGGGAUAGAAUGCCGAAUUAG